Molecule: messenger RNA, 3965 nt
Organism: Parasteatoda tepidariorum (common house spider)
Lineage: Eukaryota; Metazoa; Arthropoda; Arachnida; Araneae; Theridiidae
Gene: eas
Product: ethanolamine kinase 1
Biological process (GO): phosphatidylethanolamine biosynthetic process
Cellular component (GO): cytoplasm
Molecular function (GO): ethanolamine kinase activity
Source: RefSeq, a predicted model, not a curated record
UAAUAGUGAAAAUCUGAAACUGGCAAUAACAUGAUUCUUUUCUGCGCGCAGCCGUGAUUUUGCCGGAUUUUCUUCAAUAAAAACAGCUAAAUAAAUAAAUUUACUGUACAAUUUCGUAUUGUAAUAAAACCACUAUUACCACUGAUUAAUUUUAUUAUAGUUGCCUUUCAGUGUACAUACGACUGAUGAGAAGCGUCAAAUCUAAUAGGUAGUUCACAUUGUCUAAUCUGUUCAUGUUAUAAAAUGCCAACUAAUGCGAAUGGGACGAUUAAUAGGUUGGACAUUGCUAUUUCUAAUGAUUCAUUCUCUUCGUUAUGCUCAGGUGCCAUUAAAGUUAUAAGCAUGAUCAAGAAUUGGAAACCUGAUAACAUAGCUUUUGAACUUUUUAAAGAUGGUAUUACUAACCACUUGGUUAAAUGCUACCUCAAAGAUGACCCAGAUCAGGCUGUACUAAUUCGUGUCUAUGGUGAAAAGACAGAAUUGUUUAUUGAUCGUGACUUGGAAGUGAGGAAUAUGCAAAUGAUGUGUGAAGCUGGAUUGUGUGCUCCAUUACAUUGUGCCUUUACUAAUGGUUUGUGUUACGGUUUUUCUCCCGGCGAAGUGCUUGAUACUAAAAUGGUGCGAGAUCCUCACAUAUCUAGGUUGAUUGCUGAAAGAUUAGCCAAAAUGCAUAGUGUUAAGUCCAGUAUUAAUGGUUUGAUUCCCCAGCCUUCACUUUUUCCUAUUAUGUAUAAAUAUCUUCAACUUAUACCAGUCUCAUUCCCUGAUCCAGUGAAAGAUGAAAGGUUUAAGAGCUGCAUUCCUUCAAAGGAAGUUCUGGAAGAGGAAGUUAGUUCAUUGAAGGAGCAUUUAAUGACACUGGGAUCUCCUGUUGUGUUUUGCCAUAAUGAUCUGCUGUUAAAAAAUGUGAUUUUUAAUGAGGAAAAAGAUGAAGUAACAUUCAUUGAUUAUGAAUAUGCUGAUUAUAGUUAUCAAGCUCUAGAUAUUGGGAAUCAUUUUUGUGAAUUUGCUGGGGUGGAAAAGUUUGAACCAACAUUGUAUCCUAAUAAAGAGUUUCAGGUACGAUUUUUGAAAGAAUAUUUAGUGGCUUGGCAUCAAGCCAAUGAAUGGAGUCUUGAUAAUGUGACAGAAGAGACUGUGGAAGCACUUUAUGUUCAAGUCAACAAAUUUGCUCUGGCUGCACAUUUACUUUGGGGCCUUUGGGCAUUGCUUCAAUCAGCACAUUCCACUCUUGAUUUUGACUUUUUAGGGUAUGCUAAAGAGAGAAUAGAUGAAUAUUUUAAUCAGAAACCUGAAAUGUUUGCUCUAGAACUAAAUCAAUCGUGUCACCACAAAUCAAAUACCUGAUUAAUUCAAAUCAAUAUAUAAGUAUAUAUUCAUAAUUGUACAAUGCCUUGGUACUUGGGACUAAUUUCUAUUUUCAUUUUCUGCAAAUUUCAUGUAGAUAUUUAUAUUGACAGAUUUUAUAUGUACUAUUUUCAUAAAGUUCUUUGGAUUUUAUUUGGAGCUCUUAUUGGCAUAAAUCCAACUUCAUUUUUAUGUAUUGAAAUAUUAAAACUAGUCAUUCUUUUAUGUUAGCCAUUUUUUUUAAAUGUAUGGAAAUGACAUUUUAAUAUGAAGUUUGUAUUUAUUUACAUAAAUAUUACAUGCUUAAAUUUCAAUUUGUACAUGACAAAUACAGUAAAAUCUUCAUUAUUAGCAUAACUAUGAGUGCUUUAUAGUUAUGUUCCUAAUCUUUUUAAAAAAUAUGCCUCCUGUUGGGAGAGGGACAUUAUUUUUUUUACCUUUGUUAGUUCCCAAUGGUAAAGUUUUGUCAGUAAAUACUAAGUUAAUCAUUUAAAAAAAGAGCUAUUUCUGCAAUGUGUAUAAUAUUCAAUUAUCUGUUAUUAUCAUUUCUAGGUCACUAAAUAUUAUAAUCAAUGUCAUUUAAAAUGCAACAACACUCUUAUUUUUAUUUUGUGGGAAAUUUUAAAAAAUCUAUUCAAGUUAAAAAGGUUCAUUUUAAAUGUAUAAUGACUGUAAUUAUGAUUGUUUGACCACAAAUUAACACACACACACAUAUUUAUUAUUUUAAAAUGUGCAGAGAUUCUGUUUUUGAUGUACUCAAGUAACUAAUAUUUUUAAUUUUUUUUUUGAAUUAUAAAUUAAAUAGAGUUUAUUAUAAUUUUUUUAAAAAAAGUGGUUAAAUUUAUAAUUACCAUUUAUUUGUCUUCCCAUUAAUAUAUAAAUGACACAUUUUCUAAAUUAAAUUUGUAGUCAAUAGACAAAUCAGAGAUUCUAUGAUUAUCUAGAAUUAGGAGGGUUUACUGUAAUAUGGACAAAUGAAUGAAGUGCCAAGUUUGCCAGAAAAUGAAUGGUUUUGAUUUAUCCAAAUUUCUUUUUCAAAAAAAUUAUAAAAUUUGUGUUUUUAUACUGUAGAUUUUAUACAAUGUUGGAUUUUUUUAAAAUCAUGUUUGGAGUUUUUGGUGCUCUAAAGUUGGUGAACUGUGCUUCUGUAAAUUGUAAAUUAUUUCAUCUGGUUGUGGACUGUUUUAAUGUUACCAGUGUGUACCCUCUGUUUAAAUGUUAAAUAAUUUGUGUAUCUUAAAUUAUUAGAUGAAGGAGCUAACAUCUGAAGUAGGGAUUCUAUGUAAUUGGGAAAACAGUAACAUAAUUGUGUUCUUCGUAAUUGUGAAAAGCCAAAUUUUUAAAGUUAGUGCGCAUAAUUGUUAUUUUAAAUUAUUUAUUUAAUAUAUGCAGUAGAAUUUUGAUUAUUUGAAGUAAUUAUGACCAAAAAAAAAACUUAGGAUUAUCAGAAUGUUUAGUUUAUAAAGAUUCAAAAUUCUAAUUUCCCACUUCCAUAAGUAAACACUGUAAAUGGAUGUAAUAUGAUUUUAAAACUACUAAAAUUUUUUUUAAAACUUCAGUAGUCAUGAUAUUAACUUGAAUGCAACUCUGUAGCAGUUAUUUAAAAUAGUCAACUAAUAUGGGAAAUCAGAAAGCUAAGUUUAUGAAUGCUUAAAAGAGGGCAAAAGAGAAAGACAAUGUUUAUGUGUGUAAAAAAAAAAAAUCUUCAGUAUCAACUUUGGUAUGCAAAAUGUAUUUGAAUAAAUUAAGUUUAAAUAAUUGAGAUUCUACUGUAUAUAUCCUAAAAAUGUAUUCUGUAACCCUUAACUGAUUUUAUUUAUAAUAACUAUUCUUCAGUUACUUUAAAAUUGUUUAAAAAUGUCUUUUUGUUUACUGUGUUUAAAAAGCAUUGUGUAGGAAUAUAUAAAAGUAAGAAAGCCAUGACUAUUAAAAAGUAAUUUUGUUUCUCGUAAAGCAACGAAACAUAACUUAAAAACAUUGAAAAUUUAAAACUAAAUUAUUUAAACUCAUAAAGUUGCUAUAAUUAACUCCAUAACCACAGUAAUAUAUUGGAAGCAUAUUAUGGUUAGGGAGAGGUUAAGGCACUUGCAGGCACUGGAAAAACUUUUUUUUUUUCACUCUUAAAGUAUUGUCUACUUCCUUAACAGGAAUUGCAUUAUUUUAUAAAAUGAAAUUACGAAUAUAUAUAUUAAAAUAUGUAAACGAUAUUAAAAAGAUAAAGGUCAGAUAAGGCUAGUCAGAUUAUAAAGUAAUAAAUUUUACUUAUUAUGCUUUAUUGUGUUAGUCAUUUUGAUAAUAAUUUUGUUAUUGAAUUCUGGUCAAAAAUAUUAAUUUUUUUAAAUUUUAUUUAUUUUUUUAAAUUUUUUUAGUUGCAUGUUAAUUAAGUUUAUUAUUUUGAAUUCUGGAUUAAAAUAUUGAAUGUGAUUGGGUGUUUGAGAAAUGAGCUUUGUGUUCCGUGAAUAUUUCCGUGUGUAAUAUUUUAUUAGAUAUUUAAAAAAACUUAUCAACUCUGAGUUUGUUUUUAUUUUGAAAUUUUAGGCAAAAAUGUUAUUUUUUGUUGGAAUGGGGAAGUCUGGUUGGAAGAAUGAGAUCUGUGCUGUCGAAAUUAGUGAUAAAAA